AGACACGUCGAACUGCUCUCAGUUCGCACACACUCUCUCGCCGUUUGGUAGAGCCCACGCUGAAGUGGAAACUUAUCAAUCGCCUUCUGAAGGAGACAGCAUAUCUCCCAGGAAUUUGGCCCUGGAUGUUUUGUGGUUUGUCUACCAAACGACCUGGAGCGCGUCCCUAAUGAUAAAUGUCAUGAGCCUUCUUUUUCGUCUUCCAGAGGGACGGAGUUAUUUUACUUGUGUCUAUUCUCAUCAAAUAUCAUCGAUGAUGGAGCGUAAAGAAACCUUUCCACACCAGUUGCUUUCGACAAAUUAGAUGCACCGGGCCCUGGGUGUAGUGCGCAGCCCAUCGUAGCGCCCUCGCGCGCGCUUUGCACUAGGGAAUGACUCCUGCAAAGCCUGCUGGAAUGCUAUUGCUCCACGUGUGCACGAGGGCCAUUGGUCAUACGGAUGCUUCCUAAAUGCCUGUGGUACGUCGCUGACAACAUUGCACUAAAACUGGACCGAACUUUGCAGGACUGAUGGAUUUAAGGAGGGCCCUAUCCUUCCCUCCAUAUCCAGGGGACUACCUGCACCCGGUUGUGUAUGCGUGCACAGCCGUUAUGUUGCUCUGCCUGCUGAUAUCAAUUUUGACAUACAUUAUACACCACAGCGUAAUCCGAAUCAGCAAGAAAGGAUGGCACGUGCUCCUGAACUUCCUCUUCCACACAGCCAUGACGUUCGGGGUGUUUGCGGGAGGCAUCAACCAGAUCGAGUACCCCGUUGUCUGUCAAGUGGUUGGCAUCGUCUUGCACUACUCAUCUCUUUCCACCCUGCUUUGGCUGAUGUUCACUGCCAGGAAUAUUUAUAAGGAAGUCUCCAAGGCUCCACCCCCGCCUCAGGUCAGGGAUCCUCCCACACGGCCCCACUCCAAAGCUACCAUAUUCAGAUUUUAUCUGGUCAGUGUUGGGGUCCCCCUCAUCAUAGUGGGUGUCACAGCUGCUAUUAGCUUGGAGAACUAUGGCAGCAGAGAUGAUGCCCCUUAUUGCUGGAUGGCAUGGGAGCCCAGUCUGGGAGGCUUCUAUGGCCCCGUUGCCUUCUUAGUCCUGGUCCUGUGCGUCUAUCUGCUGUGCACGUUUGUGCAGCUGAAGCAGCAUCCAGAGCGCAAGUAUGAGCUGAAGGCCAUGACGGAGGAGCAGCGGCGGCUGGCCGUGGCCGAGACAGGCCCCUGCAGCGCGGCGAGCCGUGAGUCCCGCGAGCCCAGCGAGCACGUCUGCUGCCCGGCCCUCGCUGCUUCCAUGCUGGCCAACGAGCACUCGUUCAAGGCCCAGCUGCGGGCCACCACUUUCACUCUCUUCCUCUUCCUUGCCACAUGGGCCUUCGGGGCACUGGCUGUGUCACUGGGCCACUUCUUGGAUAUGAUUUUCAGCUGCCUGUACGGGGCGUUCUCCGUCACGCUGGGGCUCUUCCUGCUCAUCCAGCACUGUGCCAAACGGGACGACGUAUGGCACCGCUGGUGGGCCUGCUGUCCGGCCAAACCUAAAUUGGACGUGAACGGAGAGGCAGCAGGCGGUGCUGCUCCACCUGCCGAUAUCCAGAGCCGCUCCCCCUCCCACAGCAGGACUCAGAUCCAUUGUCAGGCAAAGCCACCCUGCCAACCCCUGCUAUCCUCCCACCUCCAUGCCCCCGUGCCCCACUGUAAGCUGGGUUGCUUGCCCUCCGCGCAGAACCACACCAACACCUGCUGUGCCGCCCUGCGCAGCUCUUCCCCCAUGCUGGGCUGCCCCUCCUGCCCACAGUCCCUCCCCGAUGAGCUGCCCCGCCCCACACUGCCUCUGCAGAGCUGCCUGAAGAACAGAACUAAGUCGCGCUCCUUCAACCGGCCGCGCCCCUGCCUCAGGGACUAUACCUACCACGUGGCCUCGACCAGCGUGGAUGGCAGUGUGCACAGCUCACACCUGGACAGCCCUCACAGUGUGCCCUUGGAGAACCCCCUCGCCUGCCAGGCCUCGCACCGGGACAGCCAACUGUCAUGCCACAGCCUCCACCCAGACAACCAGCUGCACGGCCCCAGUCCCAGCCCCCUGGCCUCGCACAGCUUGCACGACUCCAUCUCCUGCCACAGCGUGAACCUGGACGGCCAGCCCGCUUGCCGCGAUGUGCACACCUGCCACAGGCACAUGUUGUGCACCAAGGCAGACCCUUUCUCUAGCUUCUGCUGCACCACAACGGAUCCCUUUACCAGCGCUUGCCAGGUGGAGAGCCCCGCCAAAACGUCCAAGAAGGAGGAGGAUGCGCUGCUGCACUUGGACAUUCCCCCUCCGCGGGGUGCCCUGCCUAGCUCACAGUCCACACUCUGCAGGAAAGGCAACCUCAGCCGUAGAGGGACCCUCAGCCGCAGCGGCAGUGUGCAUGAGGACUAUGCCCUCAGCCCUGACGCGACAGGUAACAUUCGAACUGGGCCAUGGAAGAAUGAAACCACUGUGUAGCCCUGUGAGUGAGCAACCUGCUUCUUCCCCAAGCUAAACUACUGUGUAGUCCCAGGGAUGGUACCUGAAGGCCCUCUGAUCUCUGACCUCUGAACUAAACUACUGUGUAGUCGUUCGGCUGUGACUCUCAUCUGUGCUCUCUCCAAAUCUUCACUUUCCCACUAAAUAGAACUUCAUAGUAUUAUAAAGCUCAUUUCACUAUAAUUUGCUUAGUACACCCUUACUUGCACUCUACCUAAAUGUAGUCUUUCUGUUAAGCUCAUUUCUUCUUAUACUGCCAUUUUAAAUUAUCCCAAGAUGCACACAGAUAAAAAUUGUGUGAACCUUAUCUGAAUUUUUUUUUUUUAAUUAAUAUUGAAAGCCAGAUGAUUUUUGUACAUGUAGAUGUUCUUGGCUAUGGUUACAUAAUGUGCAAUUAAUUCAGUGUGAGUGGAGUUUUGUGUGAGUGCAUGUGUUUAUAUACAUACUUACAUAUGUGCAUGUGUUAACAUACAUGCGUGAUCUUGUGUAUAUACCCCACUGAUGAUUUCUGAAGAAUUUAUUUUUGUGCCCACAUCGAUCACACCAGCACAAAAAAAAAAAAUUUGUAUUCUCACAAAUGAAAAGAAACUGUGAUUCCUCACUGAGAAAAUGCAGAGCUGAUAAAAAUGAAAUCCCCAUAGCUGUCAUAGGUCACAUCAUGAUUUAGAUUUGCCAGAACUUACCAUAAAUAAUCUGCACUGUAGUUUGAUCCCUGGCUAUAUUUGACUAUGAAGAUGAUACAUCACCAUUAAAUUGCUUUUUUCAUCGUUAGCCAAAAAAGCCAGAUAAACAACAAAUGUCUUCUGUCUUUACAAUGGUGAUAUAUAAUGAACACAGCUAUCCCAACCAGCAUGCAUUAUGAGCUGCAUAUGAUAUGCACAUCUAGUGUUUUCCUGUUUCGGGCAAGGUGCACAUCAACCCAAAUCAAUGGCCUUAUUGAGUCUGUCAGUUAUGCAUCUAGAUCUAGAGUUUCAUGCUGCACUGAAUCCUUCAAGCGAUUAUACAAUAAACGUGUAUAUGUAGAGGGAAGUAAUGCUCAACAAACUGUAAACAGUCACUAAGAAGCAGAAGCUGAAAGGUAAUGUUUUCACAUCCUUAUUUUAGAACAUCUACUCUCCAAAAAGGUUUGGUAGUCUCUGCUAACCACUUUUAACAUAACAGCUGUCCACAGGCACUACAUUAUCAAUGACUUAGUUUCCAACAUUUCUGACAUUUUCUACUGUAGCAUUUACCCGUGUCAGCUCCCAACUCUCCUGAGCUGUCAGAAUAAUGCCGGAUGCUUCGGGACCUAAUGUGUUGCCUGAAAUUAAAGUGUGAUACCUGCAGUGAACAAAAAAAAAAAGAAAAGAAAAGAAAAAAAGAUCAGCCACGUGGUUGGAGGGAAUAUGCCAAUAGAUACACAUUCGUGAGCUCAUGUCUGGUGUAUAAUUGCAAUCUGUCACCCAAGAAACAGCACAUUAAUCCCGAGGGAUAGCAUCUGUUUUAGCAUUCUUUUUAAAGAGACUGUGCCACAUAAUUGAUAUGGAUGACAAUGGUGACAUGUCAGCCUUGGGUUCCUGCUGCAGAUUUGGAAUAUCCCUCGUUUCUGUUUUAGACCUGUUGUGUCUCUUUGUGAGCUCAGGGAUCAUGUUGCAUUUUCUUUUUCCAUGUGAAGCCACGCAAAAAAAUUAAAAAUAAAUUUAAAAAAUACAAAAACAAAACAUAAAUGCAUGCAGUUAAGACUUAUUUAUCUUAUAUCACACUGUGUCACUAAAAAGAAAACAGGAAUGGCUCAGAGUUGUCUUAUGCACACAUGCCCCACAUUUAAAAUGCCCGAGCCCUGCCUUUUAAGGCUACAGCUGAAUUUCAUCUUCAUCUUGACUUUUGUUUAUGGAAAGGAAAUGAAAUCUGUCUGCCCUUAUUUGGUUCAUGUGACGUGCUGUAUGUAUACCCACCUCUUUUUGAUAGCACUGCAUUGAUCUUUGUACAGUACAUGUGAUUUGUGCUGUGACCUAAUCCAAAGCCAGUCAGUCAUCGUUUCUUUUAUACAUUUGCCGUUUUAAAUAAAUGUAUUUUAUCACCA
Electrophorus electricus (electric eel) is the source of this 4539-nucleotide messenger RNA. RefSeq names its product adhesion G protein-coupled receptor A1a (gene adgra1a). Gene Ontology annotation, biological process: G protein-coupled receptor signaling pathway; cell surface receptor signaling pathway. Gene Ontology annotation, molecular function: G protein-coupled receptor activity. Gene Ontology annotation, cellular component: plasma membrane; glutamatergic synapse; postsynaptic density. The record is from RefSeq and is a predicted model, not a curated record. NCBI's taxonomy places the organism in Eukaryota, Metazoa, Chordata, Actinopteri, Gymnotiformes, Gymnotidae.